UGAUUGGCUGUAGCCAUGGUGAUGCGCAACUUUCUGUCAACAAAGAUAGCCGAGGCGGAAUAUGAAGAAGAAGAAAUAUUGUGCAGGAUAGAUGACAUGGAUAUACCUCAGCUGCUGCUAAACAAGGUAUGGCUAGGAAAGGCUAGUUCAUUCCAGAAGAAAAAGAAAAAGCCCCAGACAAAAGAACAGGGCAGAUAUAUAAUUGGACCGACCUCAGCAAAAGUAGACUGCUGCAAUAUCCUGAAAGACAUGGAUCAGAGCAAAGUUGUCCUUAUGGAGAGACCACCUGUCUAUUCAGAGUUGCCAAUCCCAUGUUUCGGUGGGGUUAAGAAGCUUGUCUGUGUGGUCCUGGUGGUGGUGGUCCUUGUGCUGGUUCUGGUUGGGGUUCUGCUGAUGGGGCUGCACAUGAGUCAAAAACACACAGAAACGAUUUUCCAGAUGUCUCUGCAAGAAGGAACCAGCUCUGGGACCCAAGGCACAGGAGUGGCAACCUUUCACCUGGAUACAGGAAUCAAUUCCUCUGCCUCUGUUGUGUAUGAUUACAGCAAGCUGUUGAUUGCUGCCCGCCCCCGCCCUGGACAUGCAUGCUACGUCACACAAAUGGAUCCGGAACAGGUUCAAAGUCUUGAAACCAUUGCAGAAAGUGUGCUCAGCAAGAUCACCUCUGAUGCUUCAAGACAGAACGACUCCAUGAAGCCUGUGACCGACCGCUCUCUGUUGGGCAUAACCAUCAAAGUCCUGUGCGGAAGCCUGCCUGUAUACUGGGCUUAAUCUCACACACACACUAAGUCUCACCCUCCUACAUAACAGUGUGAAGAGGCCGUACACUCUAGAAACUCUGUAAACCCUUUUAAAGCCUCAAACAAUCUAUGAAGAAAUUGACUUUCCCUUCAAUACUUUAUGGGGUCACAGAAUUACUUGUUCAACACAGGGACCGUCAAGCCUUUAUAUAGUAUGUUCUCCCUGUAUUUAUAGUCAUAUUUAGAGUUCAUCUUUUAGGAUAUAGAGAUAAAAGGGAUAAUACCCUCCCCUGUCAGCAGCUGAUAGAGCUCUGUCUUGAAACGAGUAGGGAAUGUCAUGUGUACCCUUCUCUACUGUAUUGUCUCCUCCACAACUCAUCCUAAAUGCUGGAGGUGGCAUCUUCAUUCUUAUCAUAGCAUGAGCUCUCAUCAGAUAUGCACAGUAACUCCUCAAAUCCAUGUUACUGAAGACACAUCUUAUUGUAUCAUUCAUCCUGCACCCUCUUUGUCCUUGUCUUUCUUAUUUAGACCACGUCUCCUUUUUCCUCAAAACAGGUCAUCUGACUGAUCCACCACUCAGAGCACUAACAUUCCUCCCUUUAUUCUUUCUUCUUCUUUGUUUGUUGUCCCACCUCACACCCUGUGUUGGUUUUCCAAAAAGUUGUAGAUUGCCUCUUAAUGCAUUUGGUAUAUUGUUAUACAUGGAAUAGUUUAAGUAUACACAUGAUUUCUUUAUAUCUGUGAUUUGUAAUGGUGUUUCAGAAAUUAAAAGUAUCAGCAUUUA
Xenopus laevis (African clawed frog) is the source of this 1524-nucleotide messenger RNA. RefSeq names its product surfactant, pulmonary-associated protein C S homeolog (gene sftpc.S). The transcript is spliced from 7 exons. Gene Ontology annotation, cellular component: extracellular region. The record is from RefSeq and is a predicted model, not a curated record. Lineage: Eukaryota; Metazoa; Chordata; Amphibia; Anura; Pipidae. The coding region runs from base 16 to 771 and encodes 251 amino acids. Gene Ontology annotation, biological process: respiratory gaseous exchange by respiratory system.